Messenger RNA from Lepus europaeus (European hare), 3879 nucleotides. It is a transcript of the gene NCEH1, whose product is annotated as neutral cholesterol ester hydrolase 1. Gene Ontology annotation, molecular function: carboxylic ester hydrolase activity. Lineage: Eukaryota; Metazoa; Chordata; Mammalia; Lagomorpha; Leporidae. The coding region runs from base 177 to 1403 and encodes 408 amino acids. The transcript has 5 exons. The record is from RefSeq and is a predicted model, not a curated record. Gene Ontology annotation, cellular component: membrane.
CCCGCGAGGGGCACGUCAGCGCUCCGACUUCCUCCCGACGCCGCCCGCGAUUGGCUACUGGGCGUAUAAGAAACAAGCCAAGGAGCCGCUGCCUCAGGCAGAAACUUGCCGGAGGUCUCUGGGUGGCGUCGCCCCUUCCCCCUGGGUGCACCGGCGGGCCUGCGGAGCCGGGGAGGAUGAGGUCGUCCUGCGUGCUGCUCGCCGCCCUGGUGGCGCUGGCCGCCUACUACGUCUACAUCCCGCUGCCGGGCGCCGUGUCCGACCCCUGGAAGCUGAUGCUGCUGGAUGCGACUUUCCGGGGCGCACAGCAAGUGAGUAACCUGAUACACUACCUGGGACUGAGCCAUCACCUGAUCGCGCUGAAUUUUAUCAUCAUUGCUUUUGGCAAGAAAAGCGCCUGGUCGUCCGCCCACGUGCAGGUGACCGACACUGACUUCGACGGGGUGGAAGUCCGCGUAUUCGAAGGCUCUCCCAAGCCGGGGGAGUCUCUGAAGCGCAGCGUCGUUUACAUCCACGGAGGAGGCUGGGCCUUGGCAAGUGCAAAAAUCAGGUAUUAUGAUGAGCUGUGUGCAGCAAUGGCCGAGGAAUUGAAUGCCGUCAUCGUCUCCAUUGAAUACAGGCUGGUUCCGCAGGUGUAUUUUCCUGAGCAGAUCCAUGACAUCGCCCGGGCCACAAAGUAUUUCCUGCAGCCAGAAGUCUUACAGAAGUACAAGGUUGACCCGGGCAGAAUCGGCAUUUCUGGUGACAGCGCUGGUGGGAAUUUGGCUGCUGCCCUGGGACAGCAGUUUAUUCAGGAUGCCAGCCUACAACACAAGCUCAAACUGCAAGCUCUGAUUUAUCCCGUCCUGCAAGCGUUAGAUUUUAACACACCCUCUUACCAGCAAAAUGUGAACACCCCGAUCCUGCCUCGCUACGUCAUGGUCAAGUACUGGGUGGACUACUUCAAGGGCAACUAUGACUUCGUGCAGGCGAUGAUCGUUAACAACCACACUUCGCUGGACGUGAAGGAGGCUGCCGCCCUGAGGGCCCGCGUGAACUGGACGUCCCUCCUGCCCGCUGCCAUUACCAAGCACUACAAGCCCGUCGUGCCCGCCACCGGCGACGCCAGGAUCAUCCAGGAGAUCCCCGAGCUGCUGGAUGCCCGGUCGUCCCCGCUCCUCGCAGACCAGGAGGUGCUGCGGCUGCUCCCGAAGACCUACAUCCUGACCUGUGAGCACGACGUCCUCAGGGAUGACGGGCUCAUGUACGCCAAGCGCCUGGAAAGCGCCGGCGUGGACGUGACCCUCGACCACUUUGAGGACGGCUUCCACGGCUGCAUGAUCUUCACCAGCUGGCCCACCAACUUCUCCGUGGGCAUCCGGACCAGGAACAGUUUCAUCAGGUGGCUGGAUCAGAAUCUGUAACGCAGGGAAUCCUGUGGAAGGCCCCAGCCCUUCUGGAUUCUGCACCUGCUUUGGCAAGACGUCUCCCUUCUCAGCGGACUCAUUCCUCCCCCACCCCCCCACCCCGGCCCGUGGUGCCCGGGGAGCUGUGGCCUCCCUGCUCCCUGCAGACUGGAGGAGAAUCUCAUUUUUUUAAAAAAUUGAACUGGAAUACCUGACAUGCGAGCAUGCUUUACCUGGCUCCCAAGGUGCGCUGGUCUUUCUGUUCCUGUUAUUUUAGCCGACUUCUGCUCAUGCCUGCAGCAGCUGCACCAAGCUGGCCGAGGAGCCAGAAGUAACCCCGGGCCCUGCCUUCCUCAAGCUGCUCUUUGCAGAAGAGAUCCUUCCAGCCGGGGGCGAGGCAACGCCCUUUCCGGAGUUCAGAGACCCUGGCUGGACUUGACUUUGGGUUCCAGCGGUGUUGGGAGUGUGCACUUUCCGAUCGGUGCUGGGGGCCAUGGGCCCUCUGGGCUUUGUGAGUGGAUGGUUUUGUUUCUGUGGGAUUCUUAGCAAAAGCUUUCCAGCAAGGACAAGUGUCUCCAAGGAUCUUCUUCCUCGUGAAUGUUCAUUCUAUGAGCUAGCUCCAGGUCCAGGUGGAUUAAAAUAAUACUUGAAAGCUACCUUCUACCACUAUGAUUCGAAAUUAUGAGAUGCAUGCACUGGAUAGCUACACAUCGUGAAGAUUUUUUUGUGUUUUCUGGUUAUGCCAUCUCCUUGGGGAAAUCUUUUGUGAGCACAUUCAUUUAGAUUGAGACUGAAUUUUCCAUUAUAGAGAAGUAGAAACACACAAAUAAAACAAUCUAAUGUUUCAUAAAAAUACUCCUGACAUAAAUUACUAUGAGCAGUAUGUAUAUAUUUGGCAUAGGCAGGAAAGAAAAUACGUUUAAUAUUAGUCUAAAAUUAUGAAAAAUACCUGUGGAAAGUCUAGUCUCUUCUGAAAAACUCAACUUUUUCACUUAUAUGGCUUUAAAAUGGGGCUAUUUUGGUAUAAUAUAAUGUAUUGUUUGUUUUUUAAGUUAUUUAAUGUUAAUAUAUCUAGCUAGAAUUAGGAUUUUGUUUUUGGAAAGACAUCUGUUAUAAAUAUUAAAAUAGUGGUAUUUUUAAAAAACUACCUUAGAGUUAUAUCCACAUGUAAUUUUAUGGAAAGAGAUAAAAAUAGCUAUUGAUAGUACUAUACAUUAGACCUAAAUAUUUUGAUAUUUAUAUAUAUGCAUAUGAAAGUUAAAGUCAUUAGAGACUAUGAUCACAUCUAGGAAACAUAUCUCAGUUUCUACAGGUUGAGCAUCCCUAACCCCAAAAUCCCAAGUCCAAAAUGCUCCAAAGUUGACUGUGCGCUGACUUAAUGCCACGAGUAGACGAUUUCUUACCAUGAGACUUUGUUUCAUCCAUUGUAUUAUUAAAUGUAUUGCAUCAAAUUACCCUCAGGCUACGUGUGUAAUGUAUAUAUGAAACAUAAAUGAAUUUCCUGUUUAGACUUGGGUCCCAUCUCCAAGAUAUCGGAUUGUGUAUAUGGAAAUAUUCCAAAGUAAGAAAAAAAAAAAAUCCCAAAUGUGACACUCCUGGUUCCAGGCAUUUCAGAUGAGGGAUGUUCAACCUGUAGUUCAAUAGCUUAGGCAGGACACACACUGCACCCUCUGCUCUUUGUCAGAGGAACCCUAGCUCAUUCUUCUGGGUGAAGGGCAAACAUUGGCACCUAGUGUCUACCCCUACCCCCCACUUGCCCCCUCCUCCUAGAACACUAUUCUUUCUGACACCAUCUAAAGGUGAACUUAUAUUGAGUUUGUCUACCUUUAUAAAAGAGAACAUCUAAUGUUUGCACGGUUCUUUAACAUGACGUGUUUGUUUUUUUAAUUUACCAGAACUCUGAGUCAAAUCCUAAAGUUAUUACAGACAACAAAUGAUUCCAGAUUUCUACAGGGCUCUCAGAUGAAAGGGAUGGAGGAAAAAAGCAGUCAAGCACUGUUUCUGAUGACAAACUUGAAUUUAGUUAUUCUUUUAGUUUUUAUUCUGGUAAAAAAUGUUUAUGCUCUGCAGAUUGAUCUUUUUUAGUACGAUAACUGUUUGCUUUUCCUAUUUUAUGAAAAAGUUGGCAAUCUUUUUGUAAUGUCAUUGCUGUCUGUGAGAUAUGAACAUUAAUAUAUGAAGAAAAACCUUGAAGUGCUGCACAACAUAGGGAACUGUAAAUUAUUCUUCCUGUUUUAUCAUUGAUUUGUGAAGAAUUUACGACUAUUGUAUAAUUAUCAUGGUGGUAUAUUUCAUGCAUGACUUUUAACCUUUGACUUCUUGCUCACCUCCCAUGAUAAAGGGGAAGGCAGAUUUUAUGAAGGAUUUUAGGAGUGACUAUAUUUUAUAAAAUGAAAAUCCAGUGUGGAGAUAGGAUAUCAGAUAUCUCUUUUGAAUCACGUUUGGAAAUAAAAUGGCUCCAUCUGGGAAUGUGUGUAUUUGCUUCCUCUUGUCU